This is a messenger RNA of Balaenoptera musculus (blue whale), 2058 nucleotides long. RefSeq names its product dachshund family transcription factor 2 (gene DACH2). Bases 160 to 2058 code for a protein of 632 amino acids. The transcript is spliced from 12 exons. Lineage: Eukaryota; Metazoa; Chordata; Mammalia; Artiodactyla; Balaenopteridae. The record is from RefSeq and is a predicted model, not a curated record.
UGGGUGAGCGUGAGCCUAGCUACUGCAGAAUUGCAAACAGUUCGGAGCAAGCGAAAGCGCGCCAGAGAGAGAGCGAGAGAGUGAGGGAGAGAGUAGGAGGAGACCUAGAAGAGACAGGGUAAGAAAGCGAAGGCCUGAAGACCAACGAUUUGAGACUGAAUGACCAUGGCCGUCUCCGCACCUCCGGUGAUCUCUGCAACUUCCAGCGGCACGGGCGUCGCGGGGGGCUUAUUUCGGGCCGAACCCCUGUACUCGACCCCUGGAGAGCCUCCUCGUCUCACCCCCAAUAUGAUCAACAGUUUCAUGGCUAAUAACCACAGCGGCAGCGCGGGGGGUGGCGGGGUCGGUAGUGCCAGCGUAGGCAGCGGCAACACCAACACCAACGAGUGCAGGAUGGUCGACAUGCAUGGGGUGAAGGUAGCUUCGUUCCUGAUGGACGGCCAGGAACUGAUCUGCCUGCCGCAAGUCUUUGAUCUCUUUCUCAAGCACCUGGUGGGAGGGUUGCAUACGGUGUACACCAAGCUGAAGAGACUGGACAUAUCUCCGGUGGUGUGUACUGUCGAGCAGGUCCGGAUCCUCCGCGGGCUGGGGGCCAUCCAGCCCGGGGUCAACCGCUGCAAACUCAUCACCAGGAAAGACUUUGAAACUUUGUUCACCGAUUGCACCAAUGCCAGAAGGAAGAGGCAAAUGACAAGAAAACAAGCUGUUAACAGUUCAAGGCCUGGCAGGCCUCCUAAGCGUUCUUUGGGAGUGUUGCAAGACAAUGCUCGCCUUCUGCCCCAUUCAGUCCCAGGCCUCUUAUCACCAGGACUUAUCACUCCGACAGGUAUAACAGCUGCAGCAAUGGCUGAGGCGAUGAAGCUGCAGAAGAUGAAGCUUAUGGCUAUGAACACUCUUCAGGGAAAUGGAAGCCAAAAUGGGACCGAAUCAGAGCCUGAUGAUUUUAAUUCUAAUACAGGUGGAAGUGACUCUUCCUGGGAUAAGGAUAAGAUGCAGUCUCCUCUUGCUGCUCCUGGACCCCAACAUGGAAUUGCUCAUGCAGCCCUGGCUGGCCAGCCAGGCCUUGGAGGAGCUCAUACCCUCAAUCCACUGCAGCAGAACCACCUGCUGGCCAAUAGACUGGAUCUGCCAUUUAUGAUGAUGCCUCAUCCCCUACUUCCAGUCAGCUUACCUCCUGCAUCAGUUGCCAUGGCAAUGAAUCAGAUGAACCAUCUCAAUACUAUUGCCAACAUGGCUGCUGCAGCCCAGAUUCACAGUCCACUCUCCAGAGCUGGGGCCUCAGUUAUAAAGGAACGGAUCCCAGAGAGUCCUUCUCCUGCUCCUUCCCUGGAAGAGAGUCAUCGCCCUGGGAGCCAGACCUCCUCCCACCCCAGCAGCAGCGUGUCCAGCUCUCCCUCUCAGAUGGAUCACCAUUCGGAGAGAAUGGUUAUGAUGCCCAACAAUAGAGAGGAACUUAUUGUUGAUCAGGAUAAUGGACCAACCAUCAAAAAAUUCCAAAGGGAAAAUAAAGAAGAGGUACCCGUUCAAAUUCCAAUGAUGAAGUCACCCCUGGACAAGAUCCAACUGACUCCUGGGCAGGCAUUGCCUCCUGGAUUCCCUGGACCAUUAAUUUUUGCUGAUAGUCUGUCCUCUGUGGAGACUCUGUUGACCAACAUUCAGGGUCUACUGAAAGUGGCUUUGGAUAAUGCUCACAUCCAAGAGAAGCAGAUUCAACAAGAAAAAAAGGAACUGCGAAUGGAGCUCUAUAGAGAGAGAGAAAUUAGAGAAAACCUUGAAAGACAACUCGCAGUUGAGCUUCAAAGUAGAACUACCAUGCAAAAGCGCCUGAAGAAGGAGAAAAAAGCAAAGAGAAAACUACAAGAAGCCUUGGAAUUUGAAUCAAAGCGAAGGGAGCAAGUGGAGCAAGCACUUAAGCAAGCCACUACUAGUGACAGUGGAUUGAGGAUGUUGAAAGAUACUGGGAUUCCAGAUAUUGAAAUAGAAAACAGUGGAACUCCUCAUGAUAGUACUGCUAUGCAAGGUACAGUAAACAGUGUACUUCUUUCUGUAACUGCUUAA